Aspergillus sclerotioniger CBS 115572 is the source of this 1079-nucleotide messenger RNA. Its product is annotated as MOSC domain-containing protein. Gene Ontology annotation, molecular function: catalytic activity; pyridoxal phosphate binding; molybdenum ion binding. The record is from RefSeq and is a predicted model, not a curated record. The coding region runs from base 1 to 1020 and encodes 339 amino acids. Lineage: Eukaryota; Fungi; Ascomycota; Eurotiomycetes; Eurotiales; Aspergillaceae. The transcript has 3 exons.
AUGACCCAAGAUCAAUUCUGGCAUUAUACAAACCCCCAACUUCCUCUCCUCCCUCCUCCACCACCUCCACCUAACAUCCAAACCCCCCUAAAAACCCACCCCAGCACCAUCCUCUCCCUCCACAUCUACCCCAUCAAAUCCUGCCGCGGCCUCACCCUCCCCAAAACCACCCUCAACAAACACGGUCUCUCCCUCGACCGCCGCUGGAUGUUCAUCGACGCCACAACCCACGAAUUCAUCACCAUUCGCCAAAACCCCACCAUGACACUUAUCACCACAGCCCUAGACCCCACCUUCACAACACUCACUCUCUCCAUUCCAUCUUUUUCCAAAAGGAUAAUCUCCAUCCCGGCAGCGCCAUCCCCCGCCUGGCUAGCAGAGAAUACCACCCUCGCGACAGUCAAAAUCUGGGAUAAUGUGACGGAUGGGUACGUUUAUGGUGCGGAGGUGAAUGGACUGUUUAGUGAGUUCUUGGGACGGGAUGUCGCGUUGGUGUACAAGGGGCCGACGCCGAGGGUGCUGAAGGGAAAUGCGGAUCCGAGGGUGUUGGGACGGGAACAGCAUACGUUUUUUCCCGAUGUGCAUCCGGUUUUGGUUGCGUCGGAGGCGUCCAUGGAGGAGUUGAAUGGGAGGUUGGAAGGAGGGGGUCAGGAGAGGAUUAUGGUCGAGAGGUUUAGACCGAAUAUUGUGGUUAAGGGGGUCGUGCCGUGGGAGGAGGAUUCGUGGAAGGUGGUGAGGAUUUUGCCGGAUGGGGAGGGCAAAGGGAAAGCGCUGGAGUUGGAUGUUGUGGCGAGGUGUGCCAGGUGUCAGGUCCCUAAUGUAGAUCCUGAUACGGCGGUUAAGCAUCCUAAGCAGCCGUGGGAUACUCUCAUGGCGUAUCGGAGGGUGGAUGAGGGCAUGAAGUAUAAGCCGUGUUUUGGCAUGUUGAGUGCCCCGAGGAAUGAGGGGGUCGUGGAGGUGGGCAUGCGGUUUGAGGUCGUCGAGGAGACGGACGGGCAUAGGUAUAUUACGGGGUUUUAGUGGAGAUUUUAUAUAAGAAAAUGGGGUAGGGGUGGUGGAGAAAAGUUGUGGAGUUCGCU